AUGGCUUGUACUUGGGUUUGGAAAUAUUGGUUCACCCCUACAGUGCAUUGUCUUUCCUUUCUUCUGCUCCUUCUGGGGCCUCGUUUUGGAAACGCCAGUCCUAUCAGCUCCCCCGAGAGGCACCGAACGGCUCCGGGGCUAGACGAAGGCCGCGGAGGGGUCGUGGACCCCUCGUUUCUGGAGCAAGACGGUGAGGUGGAUAUGCAAAAUCUGCUAGAGACUGUGAGAGGACAGUUUCUCCGAACCUUCAACCUGUCGGGCCACAGGCUUUCGAUGCAGCCCGGUGCACACAGGGUGGAACCGCCAGAAUACAUGCUGGAGCUGUACAAUCGUUUUGCUAACGACAGAACGUCCAUGCCGUCUGCUAACAUCGUGCGGAGCUUCGAAAAUGAAGAGUCGUCUCCGAGCCUCGUGGGUCCCGACGGCGUGAGGCGACAUGCGCUCGUCUUUAACAUCUCCAUCCCGCACCAUGAGCGAGUCAUGGCCGCCGAGCUCCGUCUCUACACCCUGGUCCAGACCGACCGGCACCUGUAUGCUGGCGUCGACCGCAAGGUGACCGUUUACGAGGUUGUGCAGGGGAACGACAGCUGGCCGAGACAAGCAGAGGAGGAACCGGUGCAGCUAGCGGAGCUGGCAUCGCGGCAGGUAUACGGCACCGACAACGGGUGGGAGACUUUCGACAUGACUGCCGCCGUGCAACACUGGCGCAAUCUAGACUCCGACACCACCCACAAGCUGGAGGUUCACAUCGAGAGUCUGAACUCGCACAACAGCUCGGAGGUUGAAGGUCCCACGACAGACGGAAACAUGGAGAUUGAUACCGACCCGGGGGAGCGGCACAAACCUCUGAUUAUCGUAUUUUCCAAUGACCAGAGCACAGAUCACAGGGGGGAAAGACAGGAGUUAAGUGAAAUGAUCAAGCAUGAAGUGCCCAGCCCAGGUCUGAAUGACAACCUGGAGUUGGAACUCAUGGAUCUUUGGGGAGAGCUGGGGACUAUGGGGGGUGGAGAGCAGGACAAAAACGAAGAACCGGACGAAGCCGCCCUGCUCCAGAUGCGCUCCAACCUCAUCUACGACACGGCCUCGAGGAUUCGAAGGAAUGCCAAGGGCAACCAAUGCAAGAAGAGCUCGCUAUACGUCGACUUCAAGGACAUCGGUUGGGACUCUUGGAUCUUGGAGCCUCAGGGCUACGAGGCAUACGAAUGCACCGGGGUCUGUACCUACCCUCUGACCAAUCACGUCACUCCGACCAAACACGCCAUCGUGCAGACGCUCGUGAGCCUCAAAAGUCCGAAGACGGUCUCCAGAGCCUGCUGCGUCCCCACCAAGCUCGAUCCCAUCUCGCUCCUUUACCUGGACGAUUCGGGUGUGGUCACCUAUCAGUACAAGUACGAGGGCAUGGUGGUGGCCGAGUGUGGCUGCAGAUAGUCCUUAAGGAACGAGACGAGGGUUGUGAUGUGUGGUCAGAAACUCCAAAUAAAACGGAAAAUAGAAGUUGGAGGAGAACAAGCUAAUAUCAGGAUAUAAGGAGCUCCGAAGCCUAAGGUCUGUUAAGGUGAUAAACAGAAUCAAAAGACUUUGUGACUGAUACGAAGCUGCUUUAAUUGAUUUUCCAAAGGGACGAUAACAAACGAGGGAAAGUUUAAGUUCGGAAGCUAUUCUGAGAUUAUCUAACGCAUUGCAAGACUAAUUCCUUUAUAGACUUUGUUUCUAAAUGAAGACGACUAUAAUUCAAAGCAAUUUCUAAGAAAGAAUUCUUGCUUUUCUUAAGUUGCCUAUUCGACUUGCUAUGGAAAUGUCUUGUAUUUUGUCUCUCCCAAGGUUUAGAAAGGGUUAGAAAAGUUCUAAAUCCAUCUCAUUACAGCAAAACUCUGGUUUUAGAGGGCCGGUGAACUCCAAACAUUCAAGGGUCACGAAGCUGACCCCUGCAGAGGCGCAAGGCCUGUGAACACCGCCAGGAUCCAGUCUCUUCAGCAUCAUAUCAGCAUUCCCCUCUGCCCUGAGUCAAUACACAGCUUCCUAAAUUCGAUACGGGCCAUCCAAGGCAAAGCAACGUGGUUAUCAGAGAAGGAAGCGCAAUGAAACAAACCAGAACGAUGGAGAGCGAGAUAUUUUGCUGGUCGAUGAGAAAAACUCUUGAACAGUGUUUCAGGCUGGUGGUUCGCAUGAACACUGGACAUUCUACAGUAUUCUACAGGUUCUGGAUGACAGAACUGAACAUGUAACCUGUACUUGUACUUAAUGCAUACAUGGCCAGAUCAACCAAGGACCAUUCAUGUUUUUUUGUUUGUUUGUUUUGCUUUAAGCAAUUUCAAUCUAUUCAUUACCUCAGAACUUGCUUUUCUCUGUGUAAUUUUUAAAGAAUGCAGCACUUUGGACUAACACUGUACUAUCAGGCCCAUGAGAGAAGCAGGACAGCAGAUGGAGGAAGUUCCACGCUCUUCCCAAGAUCCAGUGCGCAUCAACCCGAAUCAAAAGGGGUGACGGUAGAUGGGAGGUGGCGGGGUGGAGGUCACAGAGUUAUCUUCGUCCUGUUGCUCCGCAUGGCGUGCGAGCUAAGCUCCCAUGACUCCGGCAGACAAUGAUAAGAAGGUGUCUGAGCUGAAAAACAUGCAAGUGGCCAUUCCAAGCAGCUAUGGAGGUGGCAGCAAUUCCACCGGUCCUAAACGUCGCUUCGAUUUCCUGACCCCAAUCUGGCGCGAUGAGGGGGAUUAUUAUUGUUUACGGCUCCUGUUUCCCAAUUUGUUUGUGUUACCUCUAUAUCUGGCUCAACCUCUGUUGUUCUUCAGGCUAACUUUUCCUGUGUUAGGGAAAGCAUUAGAUUCAGUUUUAGCUCUUACAUUUAGCUGUACAAAUCUAAAAACAUAAGACCUGAACAAUAAAACCAAAACUACAAAUUUUCCUUCAAUGUUAGAUGUCCAUACAGUAUAUAAAACGUUUCUCUAACAUCAUAGAGCAAAUCAUUAUAAUAUCACAUCUUCAGAACAUGCAUAUGCAGUGAUGUUAUGUUUGUAAAUUUAAGCUGUUCUUCUUUUCAAAAACUGAAUAAGUUAAUGACCGUUCUGAUAAUCUAGCUAAUAUCUAUCAUCUAUCAUUCAGGAUUGUUUUUAGAUAGUUCAGCCCAACGUUCUAACACAGGCAGUAUUAGAUUUCAAUUCUGGCUAGCUGAAUGUUUUGUCUAGUUACUACAUGUAGUGUACAUCUAUACAUCUUUUAAUGUAUGAUAUUCUGUGCUACUUGCUUUCGCUUUUUGCUAAUCAUGUUUAUUUCUUAAAAUGAACUUUUCCAGUAAAAGAGAGCUCAAAUCCCCUGAUUGAAACAGAUGAUUUCUUUUUUGCGACUAAGGUUAAGCUAUGAAAUGUAAUUUCAUACUGCUGCUUUAUAAAGA
Trichomycterus rosablanca is the source of this 3388-nucleotide messenger RNA. RefSeq names its product bone morphogenetic protein 10 (gene bmp10). The transcript is spliced from 2 exons. Gene Ontology annotation, molecular function: growth factor activity; cytokine activity. Gene Ontology annotation, cellular component: extracellular region. The record is from RefSeq and is a predicted model, not a curated record. The coding region runs from base 1 to 1428 and encodes 475 amino acids. NCBI's taxonomy places the organism in Eukaryota, Metazoa, Chordata, Actinopteri, Siluriformes, Trichomycteridae. Gene Ontology annotation, biological process: BMP signaling pathway.